This is a messenger RNA of Mya arenaria, 4437 nucleotides long. RefSeq lists its product as uncharacterized. The transcript is spliced from 9 exons. Bases 67 to 1371 code for a protein of 434 amino acids. The record is from RefSeq and is a predicted model, not a curated record. Lineage: Eukaryota; Metazoa; Mollusca; Bivalvia; Myida; Myidae.
UUAAGAUAAUUAUAUUUAAAAUAAUAAGUUUAUAUUCAAGACUAAGUGGCUAAGAAGAUUCUCAAAAUGGCGACCUCCAGACAAAAUCCCCGUCAAAUUGACGGAAGAGAAGAAACGAUGUUUUCGUCCAUUGCUAGUCAAUUCUUUCAGAUGGUGCCUAUACGGAGAAUUCAGUGGCAGAGUGCAGAUGUGCAGAAAGAGGAGCUAGGUGUUGACCAGCAGCGGAUCCUGUUGUCCCUGACUGUGAGGAGCCAACUUUGCCAGAGUUAUCCCCCUUCCACACAGUACCAGAGGGUGUUCGUCAAGAAACUUCUCAGUCUGCUGGAGGAAUAUGAUGUGGAGAUAUGUGACGACCUGUAUGAGGUAUACACGGAUCUUCUACAACAGCAUGACACAGAGGAGGAUGCGCUUUGUUAUAAGACUUUCUCUCUGGGUGAGGAAGAGUCUGUAACAGUAGUGGAGUCAGUUAACAUGAUCUCAUUUGGAACGACUGGCCUCAGCACUUGGCAGGCAGCCCAGCACAUGGCAGAGUGGGCAUUUCAGAAUAAGAAAGUGCUGGAAAACAGGUGUGUGUUAGAACUGGGCUGUGGUGUGGGUAUGCUGGGAUUGGUCGUAUGCCAGGCGUGUGGGGUCAGCUCCUAUGCAUUUACUGACAACAGCAGCCAUGUCCUCAACCUAGUCGCCCACAACGUCCACCAAAACUUAUCCAGGCACAUAUCGGGACCUUACACUAGCCAUAAUAGGAUUAAAUCUGGCCAGUCAGGACCUGUCAAGCAGGUCAGGCAUUCAAGUGAAGAUGAUGUUCACCAUGUCAGUGCAUGUGGUGGUGAGACUGACCAUACAGAGUGUGAUAGAACAAGACAGGGUUGCAGAAAUAAUUCUGAUGUUGAUGGGGUAGAUGAUUGUGAAAAUAUGAGUACUUCAGUUACAAGUAUUAGUGACUUACAAGAUGGAGAUGAUGGUGCUUUGAAUUUAAAUAGAAAGUAUUGGAAGGAGAUAGGCCAUGAUAUUUUUGCCUAUGAUGCUACAAGAACUGUCAGUGUUGGAAAACUGGAUUGGGAAGCCACUCGUGACCAACUUGAAGAGCCAUACAGGGAUAUAGACAUGGUUCUUGCAGCAGAUGUUGUGUAUGAUGUGCGAGUGAUCCCAGCCCUUGUUCAUGUUCUGAAGACAUUCCUGACCCCGAGUGACGGUCGUAGCCCCUGUGUGGCCUACAUUGCCUCCACCAUCCGCAAUGAGGACACACGAGACCAGUUCCUCAUUGCCCUCAGUGCAGAGGGGCUUUGCUACACACCAUGUGAGUCACCAUCAAGACAGCUUUUCCACUAUGACAACUCAGUACCAAUAGAAAUCAUCAAGGUCACUGCUUAAAGGACAGGGUUUCAAUGUCACUGUGUUUCAAGGUGACUGCGGAAUGACAGUGUUUCAAUGUCACUGUGUUUCAAUGUGACUGCGGAAUGACAGUGUUUCAAUGUGACUGCUUGAAUGACAGUGUUUCAAUGUCACUGCUUGAAUGACAGUGCUUCAAUGUCACUCCACAGUGACUGCUGAAGAACAGCAUUUCAAUGUCACUGCUUAAAUGACAGUGUUUCAAUGUCACUGUGCAUUGACUGCUAAACGACUGUGUUUCAAUGUCACUGCUUGAAUGUCAGUGUUUCAAUGUCACUGCUUGAAUGACAGUGUUUCAAUGUCACUGUGCCGUGACGGCUGAAGGACACUUUUUCAAUGUCACUGCUUGAAUGACAGUGUUUCAAUGUCACUGUGCGGUGACGGCUGAAGGACAGUGUUUCAAUGUCACUGCUUGAAUGACAGUGUUUCAAUGUCACUGUGUGGUGACUGCUGAAGGACAGUGUUUCAAUGUCACUGUGCGGUGACUGCUGAAGGACAGUGUUUCAAUGUCACUGUGCGGUGACUGCUGAAGGACAGUGUUUCAAUGUCACAGCUUGAAUGACAGUGUUUCAAUGUCACUGCUUGAAUGACAGUGCUUCAAUGUCACUCCACAGUGACUGCUGAAGGACAGUGUUUCAAUGUCACAGCUUGAAUGACAGUGUUUCAAUGUCACUGCUUGAAUGACAGUGCUUCAAUGUCACUCCACAGUGACUGCUGAAGAACAGCGUUUUUAAUGUCACUGCUUGAAUGACAGUGCUUUAAUGUCACUCCACAGUGACUGCUGAAGAACAGCGUUUUAAUGUCACUGCUUGAAUGACAGUGUUUCAAUGUCACUGUGCGGUGACUGCUGAAGGACAGUGUUUUAAUGUCACUGCUUGAAUGACAGUGUUUCAAUUUCACUGUGCGGUGACUGCUGAAGGACAGUGUUUUAAUGUCACUGCUUGAAUGACACGUGUUUCAAUGUCACUGUGCGGGUGACUGCUGAAGGACAGUGUUUUAAUGUCACUGCUUGAAUGACAGUGUUUCAAUUUCACUGUGCGGUGACUGCUGAAGGACAGUGUUUUAAUGUCACUGCUUGAAUGACACGUGUUUCAAUGUCACUGUGCGGGUGACUGCUGAAGGACAGUGUUUUAAUGUCACUGCUUGAAUGACAGUGUUUCAAUUUCACUGUGCGGUGACUGCUGAAGGACAGUGUUUUAAUGUCACUGCUUGAAUGACACGUGUUUCAAUGUCACUGUGCGGUGACUGCUGAAUGACAGUGUUUCAAUGUCACUGUGCGGUGACUGCUGAAUGACAGUGUUUCAAUGUCACUGCUUGAAUGACACGUGUUUCAAUGUCACUGUGCGGUGACUGCUGAAUGACAGUGUUUCAAUGUCACUGUGCGGUGACUGCUGAAUGACAGUGUUUCAAUGUCACUGUGCGGUGACUGCUGAAGGACGGUGUUUUAAUGUCACUGCUUGAAUGACAGUGUUUUAAUUUCACUGCUUGAAUGACAGUGUUUUAAUGUCACUGUGCGGUGACUGCUGAAGGAUGCUGUUUUAAUGUCACUGCUUGAAUGACAGUGUUUCAAUUUCACUGUGCGGUGACUGCUGAAGGACAGUGUUUUAAUGUCACUGCUUGAAUGACACGUGUUUCAAUGUCACUGUGCGGGUGACUGCUGAAGGACAGUGUUUUAAUGUCACUGCUUGAAUGACAGUGUUUCAAUUUCACUGUGCGGUGACUGCUGAAGGACAGUGUUUUAAUGUCACUGCUUGAAUGACACGUGUUUCAAUGUCACUGUGCGGUGACUGCUGAAUGACAGUGUUUCAAUGUCACUGUGCGGUGACUGCUGAAUGACAGUGUUUCAAUGUCACUGCUUGAAUGACACGUGUUUCAAUGUCACUGUGCGGUGACUGCUGAAUGACAGUGUUUCAAUGUCACUGUGCGGUGACUGCUGAAUGACAGUGUUUCAAUGUCACUGUGCGGUGACUGCUGAAGGACGGUGUUUUAAUGUCACUGCUUGAAUGACAGUGUUUUAAUUUCACUGCUUGAAUGACAGUGUUUUAAUGUCACUGUGCGGUGACUGCUGAAGGAUGCUGUUUUAAUGUCACUGCUUGAAUGACAGUGUUUUAAUUUCACUGCUUGAAUGACAGUGUUUUAAUGUCACUGCUUGAAUGACAGUGUUUCAAGGUCAUUGCUUAUAAGACUUGAGUUUCAUAUCACUGCUAGAAGGGCACUAUUGACAUUUUAUCAAAGUUCUUAUAUUUAUCAAACAUCAAGGUCACAGCUGGUCUCUUGCCUUGUAUGUGGUGCAAUAUAUAAUUAAAAGUUGUAUUUAAUAUGUGUAAUUGUGCUUCUUUCUAAUCUUAUGACCAUUUCUGACCAUUUCAAAUAGGUCAUUUUAUUAAUCUCUAGUUCAGUGUUGUCCAGGCCGUUGUGCCUCUAAACUGGGUUUGCACUUGAAUGUUUUACUACUGGGCUUGUCCUUGUAGUUGUCAUUGUAUGUAAACCAUUGUAAAUACCAUUGAAAAAUAAGUAUGAAUUCAAACAUGCAUGUAUUUCACUGUCCAAUGCAAAACAAUAAGGUUUGUCUUUCUUAACAUUGUAAUAGUAGGUAUAAGAAUUAUGUGGUAUGAAGUUAUGAACACAUGGAGAUCAACAUUUUAGGAACAUUUGUAGCAAGAAAAAUCUCAUUUAUAAAACUCUGUUGUAUCUGGAUUAGGAAUAAAUGCAUACGAGUUUAUGUUCUUUAACAUUUCUAUUUAUGAUUGUGUCUAUAAAGGUUCUAUUUUAAUAAUUGGUAUGUAUAAUCAUAUUCAAUGAAAUGCUAUUGAAGAGACCUAGUUCACUGUACCUUUUGAAAGCUAAAACUAAGUAUAUUUUUAACCAUGAUCGAUCAUUUAUGUAAUAUACCAAGUGCUAGUAGACAUUGAACAUGCUUUUCCAGUGUUUGUCACUAUCUUGUAGACUCUUAAUGGUGCUUUGUUGUGAAAUUUGCUUACUGUUCAUCAUGUGUAUUGAAUUGAUACAUCUUUGUCAAGGAAAUAAACUUGAGCUGUUAGAAAGUGA